Malaclemys terrapin pileata is the source of this 2673-nucleotide messenger RNA. RefSeq names its product terminal nucleotidyltransferase 5D (gene TENT5D). The record is from RefSeq and is a predicted model, not a curated record. Gene Ontology annotation, biological process: mRNA stabilization. Gene Ontology annotation, molecular function: poly(A) RNA polymerase activity; RNA binding. NCBI's taxonomy places the organism in Eukaryota, Metazoa, Chordata, Testudines, Emydidae. The transcript is spliced from 3 exons. Bases 220 to 1395 code for a protein of 391 amino acids.
GACGUAUUCUAUUUACAUAUGCAGUCAAAUUAGUUUAAAUUGCUCCAGACUUCAGCACUGUCGACGUUUGAGGAGCUUUCCCUGGGUGGUUCAUGUUUUUAUUGGUGACAAGAUGACGAUUCAUAUUUUUACCAAAGGACCCAGUGAGUCAUCUUAUUAACUCUACUGAAGUACAUGAUUGGCAACAUUCCUACCACAGUUUAACCAACUAACUUCACAAUGACUGAGGAUUUAGAUCACAGAUUCAGUAGUCUCACUUGGGAUCAGAUAAAAAUACUGGAUCAAGUAUUAACUGAGGUAAUACCCAUUCAUGGAAGAGGAAAUUUUCCAACACUGGAAGUAAAGCCAAAGGAUAUCAUUCAUGUUGUAAAGGAGCAGCUUAUUGAGAAGCAAAUCACUGUUAGAGACAUCCGCCUGAAUGGUUCAACAGCUAGUCACAUCCUUGUGAAACAGAAUGGAACUAGCUACAAAGACCUGGACAUCAUUUUUGGUGUUGAAUUACCAAGUGAACAAGAAUUUCAGGUUGUUAAGGAGGCAGUGCUGAAUUGCCUACUGGACUUUUUACCAAAAUGUGUCAAUAAAGAAAAGAUCACUGCUCAGACUAUGAAAGAUGCAUAUGUGCAAAAGAUGGUCAAAGUCUCCACUGAUCACGACCGCUGGAGCCUCAUCUCAUUGUCAAACAACAGUGGAAAGAAUGUAGAACUAAAAUUUGUAAACUCACUCAGACGACAGUUUGAAUUUAGCGUUGACUCCUUUCAAAUAAUACUGGACUCCAUGUUAAAUGUUUACAGUGAUACAGAAUGUGAAUUGACAGAAGACUUACAUCCCACCAUUAUUGCAGAGAGCAUGUAUGGAGACUUCAAUGAGGCAAUGGACCAUUUAAAAUACAAACUUAUUUCCACAAGGAACCCUGAAGAAAUCAGAGGUGGAGGCCUUCUGAAAUACAGCAACCUUCUGGUUCGUGACUUUAAGCCAGCAGAUGAGGCUGAAAUUAAAUCUUUAGAACGUUAUAUGUGUUCCAGAUUCUUCAUUGAUUUUCCUGAUGUCGCUGAGCAGCAAAGGAAAAUUGAGUCAUAUUUGCGCAACCAUUUCAUUGGGGAAGAAAAGAGCAAGUAUGACUACCUGAUGACUCUGCGCGGAGUUGUAAAUGAGAGCACAGUCUGUCUCAUGGGACAUGAACGACGACAAACUCUGAACAUGAUUACAAUUCUCGCUUUAAAAGUACUUGGAGAACAAAACAUCAUCCCAAAUGCAGCCAACGUAACAUGCUACUAUCAGCCCGCUCCAUAUAUCAGUGACAGGAACUUCAACAAUUACUAUGUUGCUCAUGGACAGCCACCUGUCAUCUACCAGCCAUAUCCAUUUCAUAUACAAAUGCAAAGUGGAAUGGUUUAGUAAAAGUUAGCCUCCUCACUGCCCACCCGCUACCCCAGUUGUCCAAAAUAAAGGCCUCAUUACAGCAAGUGUUACAUCACUCAAUUUCAUUUUUUGUGCAGAUUGCCAAUGGUCUUUGAUCAGUCAGGGCUGAAAACAUCAGUAAGCACAUCAUGAAAUAUUUUAUGUUUAUGUAAAAUCACUGGCCAUUAUUCAACAAGUCCAUGAUGACCGUCAUAUGUUCUUAAAGCAGACAUACUCUGUGACUGAGCUUUCCAUCCUUUUUGGCCAAAAAGAGAAAGAUAUGAACAAUUCUAAUUGUACAAAGGGCCAUACACAGUUGUUCUAGGUUCUAAACCAUUCAUUAUAAUAGUGCAGCUGGAAAAAAUAUGCCACUAAGAUACUUGAAGUUGUUCAGUAGAAACACCUGAUUUAAAGAUGAUAGAUUUAGAAAACAUUGAUAUUAUGGAUACACUGAACCUACGGGGCCAAAUUUGUUCCUCAGUUUCACUCAUAUAACUCUGCUAAAAAGUCCAUUUUGCAAUGCAGACUGUAAAAUCAUUUUUGGAAUGUGCAUUGAUUGACUGAAAUUAUGAAAUACCCUCAUAGGUUAAGCGUUUCACUAUGGACUCCAUCCUGCAAAAUGUCAAACACUUGUCACCAUUCAUUAAGGACAUUAGCAGUUGAGGUCAUUCACCAGAGUGCUCAUCAUCUUGCAGGAUCAAUCCAUAUUGGGGCCCUAUCCUGUAUUUCUUGUGCACCCAUUGAUUUCAGUAGGAAAUUUGAGUGUGCAUGGAAUGCAGCAUUGGGCCCUGAGUCUGAACUACUGAUACUGAAGAUUGUAUAAGCAGGUGAUUUAAUUAUUCUGCACAAUUAUUUAUGAAAAGUAUAUUAAAAGUAUGAGGGAGAAAGUGAACAUUCAGCAUGUGAAAACUUUCUUUCUAUACAUAUUUGAUACUGACCAGGGGGGAAAAAGUAAGCUAAAAGGUAGAGCAUAUGGUAAUAAUGAAAACAAACAAACAAACAAAACCCCACCAGAACAGUACUGUGUCAUUUUGAAGUGAUUUUAAAAAAAUGUUCUUAGUUGCAUUUGAUAUGACAUUUUAUACUAGAAAUGUCCUGUAUACAUUUAGAUGUGUGUGCACAUAUACUAAUAGCAAAUUAAAAUCUUGCUCAUGAUCAGGAAAUAAAACAUUAGUUGCAAGUUUUUUUGUGUGUGUUUACCAAAGAUAAGUUUUUAAACAUGUCACUUAAGUGCCUCCUAGUGCCAAUUGUUCCAUGAAAGCUGUAAUGCAUUCU